UCGAAACGAUACAAAUACAUAACGUAUAUACCCCUUUACAACACGACAGUGCAGCCAGUUGUCUCGUGUGCGGCGGACGGUGGUCGUUUGACGUCUUGUUGACACAAAGAGAAAAUCCUGCCUAAAGAUUGAUUGAAAAAAUACCUACGGAUUGAUGGAAUACUAAAAGCAAACGAAUCGCUGCAAAAUGACAUCGACCGCACAAGUGAUAAAAAGUGUUGGUCCGAAAUUAGUACCAUUUUUCAAAAGUGUAUCAGUCUACUUUGUUCUAUUAGCAGAACAGCCCUCCCUGCUAACUGCCUGUUUUAAAUGUUUGCCGAUCAUCAGUCUUAUCGUUUUUAUUCUUCUCCAUGGAAUUAACUUGUCUGAAGAAUAUGCAUUUCCUCGUCGGAUAGUGACUGGCCUUUUAUUCAGCUGUAUAGGUGAUGCCCUGCUGGUAUGGCCAGCCUGCUUUGUUCCAGGAAUGGGAAUGUUUGCUAUUGCUCAAGUCAUUUAUAUUAAAGCCUUUGGCUUCGUUCCAUUGAACGGAGUGUUAGGAGCAAUAUUAUAUGCCCUAUGUGCAGUUGCUAUUUUUCUUUUGAUGCCUGGUCUAAAUGGUGUCUUGAUGAUUGGGGUUCCGUUGUAUACAAUACUUUUAACAACAAUGGCAUGGCGAGCUAUAGCAAGGGUGCAAUUUUUUGAGGAAUUAUGGACCUGGUCAAAAAUGUGUAGUUGUGCCGGUGGUAUAUGCUUCGUUAUAUCAGAUGCUUUGAUUGGUUUCCACUACUUUCACAGUCCUAUAUCGUAUGCUCAGGUAUUUAUAAUGAUUACCUAUUACGCAGCUCAGCUUGGAAUAGCUUUGAGCGCUGUGGAUUCAAGAGACAAUAUUAAACCGCAUAAGCAGCGGUGAGGUUUUUCUUGGGUAAUAUAUUAGUUGCUACAGUGGUUGAAGUGUUGGCUGAUUCUUACAAUGGCAGGAAAUCAAUUAUAUUCGUGAUCUAGAAACGAAUAGAGGGUAACAAGGGAAUAUCGUAUUCUGGAAUCUAGGAGGUACAUUAUAAUUAUGGGAUAUGGAUAUCAACAGUAUAAUUAGUUUAGCACGUUUUUAGGAUUAGGUUAAAUACGAGUCUUGUUCGCUGGUCGUAUUUAGGUCAAUUUAACUUUACAACUUGAAAUUCUGUAUUAGGAAAUUAGUAUACCGGGUGGUUCGUAUUUCGUACGAAGCUAUGUAAUUUUGCGAAUACCGUUGUUUGAGUUAAAAGUGUAACAAAGAAUAGGCAUGAGUUUUCGUUGUCAUGUAUCAAUGAAAUUAUUAGUCAACAAAGAGAUAUAGGUGGGAAUAUUCUGUUUCCACGCGCCAGCUCUGUGAUAUAUGGUAGAAACAUAAUUCUGAGAUAACUGAAACAUUUCUUUUCGUUGGUAUUUAUUUAUCUUUUCCAAUUGGAAAUUUACGACUGUGGUUUAAGCUUCUUAGCUGAUGUAAAAUUAUUUAAAUUACUUGUUAUUAAUGAAUCGUGAAACCGAAGGCAUUUCAGUCAAACACAUUACUGGUCGUGGCUCAUGUAAUGUUCGUGGUACUAGAGGUGGCUUAUGUAACGUUGCAGUGGUGCAAUUCAAUUGAACAACCUUAAACCGUUUGCUACCCAUCAUAUAAAUAUGCAAUCAUGUUAAUUCAUGAUUUUACAAGCAAAUGGUGUACUAAGACUGAUAAUGAACUGUUCAGGGUCGAAAUGAUAUAGCAUUUAAGUGGCCGCAUGGAUCAUAAGUUGAGGUGUUCGGAGUAGUGUUCAGUUAUCGGAUCUAGUGAUGCCUUCAAUAUGGAACUCGACAAUUUUACCUAAAUGCUGAUGUUUCGGUACAUGUAUUAGGGUAUUCCAAAACAAAUCUAUGUUACGUUUCUUUUUUUUUUUUUACCUCCAGCUCUACAAGGCUGUUGGAGUAAGUUCUACUUAUCAUUGAUCGAUUUUACUACAAACGAGUCAAAUUUCGCGAUGGUGUCACCUUGGUAAGGGUUGGAAGCUUUGUUUGGAUCAAAUAUAUCCUUGUUGCUUUGAUGCAUGAAAUACAUAUGAUUAAAUCGAGCGUCUAUUGUAUUAGAUAAACUAUUGUGUUACUUUGAUGUAGAUGGGAUAGAACUCAUUACAGUAUAAAGUUAUGUUUCAAUUUAAAAAAGUAAACCGUAAAUAUUGUUCUUCAUAAGCAAUUAGAGAACAAGGCAACUUUCAUGAUUGGAACUCUAACGGUUAUUCCAUUUUCUAUUGAAUAAGAUAAUUUACCAAACGCGGAUUCUACUUAGAAUGUAUUAAAUGAGCUGUUUGUUAGCCAGAAUCUCAAACUUGUCACUAAAAUAUUUUUCUAUCUCUAGUAAUAUAGAUCUCUAAACUUAAUACGUUAUAUAAAAUUUAACACAUAAAUUUUACUAUACAUCAAAUCAAUAUUCAAACUCGAAAUUAUUAUUGCAUGAGAAAAUAUUGAAAGAAAUAGUCGAUUUGGUCUCCCUAAAAUAGAAACGCGUACUUGUUCAAUGCAUGCUCAGUACUGUGCAUAUACAUAGAUGAUCAAUCAGUUUGACAAUGUAGUUUAAACUUGAAAGUCAUAAAUUCAUGAUUAUAGUCAAGAAGCGUGAAAGCUCAUUGAAAUAUUUAUUCGGAAUCCGAAUUCCGAGUAUGUUAAUAAAAAAUUUAUGCUUUGACAACUGUCAGUUAUUCGAAAUAGCUGUGAAAUAAUUCAAUAAGUCUUUAUAUCAAGCAUUAAUAACAAUACACACAAUCAGUGUCGACGGUUAAAUUAUGCUAGUAAGAAUUGAUGGUAUUUGGGUUAUUACUGGCUUCAAAAACGUGCUGUAUUAAACAAUUUACUUUAUGUGAUACAUGAACGCGAUUCGCAAGCGUUACUCGAUUAGAUGAUAUUUUACUACUUACAAGUUUAUUAGGCUGUGUAAACGAUUGAUGACGUAUUGCAGUUGGUCUCGUUAUUAUAUUAAUUAAAUAUAGAAUGUGUAAGUAUGUGUAUUUGUAUAGGGAAAUGUGAAUAAUUGUUGUUAACUAAUUUAGACCGAAUAUAUAAGUGUAAUAAAAUGUACACUCUUUA
Molecule: messenger RNA, 3069 nt
Organism: Neodiprion fabricii
Lineage: Eukaryota; Metazoa; Arthropoda; Insecta; Hymenoptera; Diprionidae
Product: lysoplasmalogenase-like protein TMEM86A
Exons: 6
Coding region: 188-889 (233 amino acids)
Cellular component (GO): membrane
Source: RefSeq, a predicted model, not a curated record